AUGAAUAGACGACCGAAACGCGGUCAGCGCCAGGACAUUGACAGUGAACCUCCAAUACGUCUACCUCGGAUGAACCUUGAUGAGCAGGGUGAAUUGGAGCAACCUGACACCAAUGUUAGUACCCCGGAAGAGACUGGUACCCCAACAAUAGAGACAACAGAGUCGUCAAUACCAAAGACCGGGUUCGUGACCCCAGACGGGCAUUAUGAAUUCUUACGGAUGCCGUUUGGACUCGCAAACGCACCGAGCGAAUUUCAACGUUUAAUGACGGAAGUAUUAGGAGACUACAUAAACACGAUUGCACAAGUUUAUAUUGAUGACAUUAUCAUACCUGCCAAAUCCUUUGACGAAGUGUUGCGUGUUUACAGUAAAUUGAACUUUUGUGUGUGUACAAUUGAAAUGCUUCCAACAAAGCGUAAGGUGCUCACUGUCGAAGAAAAGAUUUCUUUCAUCAAAUCAAUAGAAAAUGGCGAAAAACAAACAGAUGUUGUUCGACGUACGGGGAUUUCCCAGUCGACUGUGGCUACAAUUUGGAAGGAUAGGAAAAAGUGGCUUGAUGCGGGAAUAGAAAUGGGAACCAAGAAAAAGAUUCGUAAACCUCAGUAUGACGAUUUAGAUCGCGCUAUUCUACAGUGGUUUAAACAACAGCGUAACAACCACAUUCCACUGUCUGGACCUGUAAUCAAAGCAAAGGCGGAAUUUUAUGCUACGGAGCUUGGCAUCGCUAACUUUAAGGCAUCUGAAGGUUGGCUGAGUAAGUGGAAGCAGCGUCACAACAUAAAUUACGGGCAGAUUAGUGGAGAGGCUCGUGACGUCGACAAAAACAUUACAGACGACUGGCUGCAAAAAGUGUGGCCUGGUAUGACAGCUCGAUAUUCGCCAGAAGAUAUUUUUAACGCUGACGAAACUGGAUUAUUUUACAAGAUGACACCAAACAAAACAUUGAAAUUCAAGUCAGAAAAAUGUAUCGGAGGGAAAUUAUCAAAAGAAAGGAUCACAAUUUUGGUGGCAGCUAACAUGACAGGUUCAGUAAAAAGAAAACUUCUGGUGAUUGGCAAGUCUAAGAAUCCACGUUGCUUCAAAAAUGUUAAGCGUCUGCCUGUUAAUUACCAAGCAAAUAAGAGUGCUUGGAUGACGUCUCAAAUUUUUGAAGAAGAGAUUCGAAAAUGGGAUUGUGAGUUGAAGGGCAAGAAAAUUUUACUCUUGGUUGACAACUGCCCUGCUCACCCUGCAAUACCCAAUCUCCAGAACAUAGAACUUGGAUUUUUACCAGCCAACACAACAAGUAUCCAUCAGCCUAUGGACCAGAGUGUCAUAGAAAGUCUAAAAAGUCAUUACAGGCGAAGACUUCUAAUGGAACUGGUGGAGUCAAAUGGACAUUUUAGGCCAACUAUCCUAGAUGCUGUACAAAUUAUCAGCAGAGCAUGGGCUGAGGUGACAGAGAAGACAAUAAAGCACUCAUUCAGGCACGCAGGAUGGCUGGAAGACCCAGUACCAACAGAAGACGAAGACGACUUGUCUCUAGUUAUUUGGGCCCAACAGUUGGAACUUCCAACAACUUAUACGCCAGAGGAGUUACAGGAUUACGAAAACAUAGACGAGACAGUGGCUACAGCAGCAGGAGUUUCAGACGAGGACAUUCUGAAUGCUGUUCGUGUUGUUGUUGAUGACGAAGAUAGUGAGCAAGAGGAAAUCGAUCCAGAGCCGGAACCAGUCCCAACCCCUCUACAAGCCCUGGAGGCUGCUAAGGUGCUCCGCAAAUUCUUUGCUCACCAUGAAGAAGAGCCAACUGCGUCAGAGGAUGCUUCGCGUCUUGAAGAUAAAGUGAGGUCUAUGCUUUGGAAGACCAAAAAAAAGCAAACAACAUUGAAAGACUUCUUUAAUUAA
Messenger RNA from Agrilus planipennis (emerald ash borer), 1887 nucleotides. Its product is annotated as tigger transposable element-derived protein 4-like. The transcript has 3 exons. Bases 1 to 1887 code for a protein of 628 amino acids. NCBI's taxonomy places the organism in Eukaryota, Metazoa, Arthropoda, Insecta, Coleoptera, Buprestidae. The record is from RefSeq and is a predicted model, not a curated record. Gene Ontology annotation, cellular component: nucleus. Gene Ontology annotation, molecular function: DNA binding.